AUGGCAUUCAAAUUUUGGGAUAAAAUAGAAGAAAAUUCAAUUCUUAUUCAAUACUAGAUUUGCUAGGAAAAUAGUAUGUUAAAGUCCUAACUUUUGAAAAUAUUUGGACAAAACCAUUUAGAUUAAUUAUCAACUAAAGUCACAAUUCAAAAUGAAAAAAUAAUUGAUGUAUUUAUUGAUGCAUUAAAAGACUUAAAUCUAACAAGUUAUGAUUUAUACGAAGAGUUUAUAAAUUAACACUAUUAGAAAUAAAUAGAAAAGUAGAGAAAAUUAGGAAAAUCUAUAAAUAAUGAUCGUUUUCUGCAUGAUUAAAAAAAAUAUUCAACCAACCUUGCGAAAAAAAUGAGCAUGAAUGAAAUAACUUAAGUAUAAUAUUAAUUAUAUGGAUUAUUGUACAAAGAAGAAGGAGAAAAGGAAAAAUUAUGGCUAAAUGAUUUUUUUAAUGAUGAUGAUUAAUUUGGAUCUUAUAGAAAAGAUAUACGAAGUUGUUCACUUGUCUAAUAAAAUGGAGCUAACUUUUAAUUUUUCCAUAAAUCUAUAUAAGAGUUCUUAAUUGCUGCUGAUUUAUAUGAAGUGUUAGUUUAAUCAAAAGAUUUUGAUAUAUAAAUAUUGAAUACUAUAGUAGAACUGUUGUCAAAAGAAAAUAAUCAAGAAUAGGAUUGCUAAAAUUUUCUAUCAAAUGUAUUCGUAACAAAUUCCACAAAUUAUAAUUAACUUGAAAAUAUAUCACUUAUGGAAAAAUAAAUGUAAAGUGAUGCUGUUUCAUAGAAUGUUAAUUCAAUUACUCGUUUGAUCAAAACCAUAAAAAAAAACGAAAUUAGUUUUCUUAAUUAUUCCACUGAAAUAUAUGCUGAAACAAGAUAAUAUCUCAUUUAAAAAAUAUCAUAAGAGACAAGAAUAAUAGAAUUUUUGAAAUUCUUAGUUCAUCUCACCAAAAUAGAUUAUACUCUUAUAAUGUGGGGAUCCAAUGCAAUUAAUAUAUUGGUUGAAAUGAAAGUGGAUCUAACAAACUAAAAUUUCUAAAAUAUAAGAAUUUAAAAUACUUCUUUAUUUGGAGGUAAUUUUGCAAAAUGCAAUUNGUAAAUUGUUUGA
Molecule: messenger RNA, 1092 nt
Organism: Paramecium pentaurelia
Lineage: Eukaryota; Ciliophora; Oligohymenophorea; Peniculida; Parameciidae
Source: the annotation of a GenBank genome assembly